AUGACGGUGCGUGAAAUAUUUGAAAACUUAUUGACUUCGGAAAAAUCCGGUCAAACAACAAAUUGUAAUAUUCCAAACCAAAUUUUUAAACUCAAAUAUUUACGUAGUGGGUCAGCUGCCAGGCUUGCUGGUUGGGAACAAAUCAGUACGAGUGAAGAAGAUUUAGAAGAAGGUAAAAAAAAGAAAAAUAAUGAAGUUCAUCCAAAACAAAAGAUUUCAAUUAUUCAUAAUACAGAAUCAAAUGCUGACAUUAUUGAAGAAACAACACCUAUUAUAUUACAUAAAUAUAAAUCAAUUUGUAAAGCAAAAAUUAGUAAUAUUAAUGAAAUUAAUAUCAAAUCACUUAUUAAUCAAAAUGAAUUAUUACGUCAAGAUGAUGUAAAUUUAUUAAAAUUUGUAAAUAAAAAAGAAAUAAAUGAAAAAAAAUCAACAAAAUCAACAUGUAUACAUGAUCAUCAUGUGAAAUUUUCACGUUCACGUAUAAAAUUUUUUCCAUCACUUAUAACAUCAUCAACAUUACCAACAGUAUCAUCAUCUUCAGCAUCAUCAACAACAUUAAAAUCAAUCAUUUCAUCGAAAAAAUCGUCUUCAUUAAAUAAACUCAGUGAAUGUAUACCAUUGAAAAAUAUUUUUGAUUUACAAUCUUAUUCAUCUAUUCCAACAUUGAAAUCAUCAACCAAUGGACCUAAUACUGUUUCGUGUAAUAUUAAUUGUAAUGUUAUUAAGACUAUUAACACAAACAAUAAUCUAUCUAAUAGUACUUUGAUUUAUGAAGUGAAACCAUCAUCCUCUGUAGAAUAUUCUGAUCAUAUACUACGUGUUCCAGUACUUGGUAGUCGUCAGUCUGGUAAAACUACAUUAAUUAAACAAUUUAUUCAUUGUAUCGAUCCUGGAAAUCCUCUUCCCACUUGUAAACAUCCAGAAUAUUAUGAUCCAAUGAUAUCAUUCAAUGAUCGUAUUUAUUAUGUACGUUUAAUAGAUUGUCCACCAAUUGAUAAAAAAUUUCCAACUAAUUCUAUUGAGGAAUGGGAGAAUUAUCGUGGUUGGGGUUUAAGAAAUGCUUCAGCAUUUAUUUUAGUUUUUGAUGUUAAUUCAGAAUCAUCAUUUCAGCAUAUACGUCAUUUACGUGAUCAAAUUGUUAGUGAAUUUAAUGAUAUACCAUUAUUAUUAGUUGCAAAUAAAAUUGAUUUAUUACAACAAAUUACAAAUGGAUUUAAUUCAAAUAAUAUUAUACCAUCAUCUUAUUCAACAUCUUCUACAUCAUCUUCAGCAAUCACUAUGCCAAUACAAGGACAAUUACAAAUGGUUCAUUUAAAUAAUCCUAAUUAUCGAUUUAAUAUACGUCGUGAUAUAAAUAUGAUUAUUAAAAAACAAUGGAAACGUACUAUACUUGUUGAAUGUUCUGCUAAAUACAAUUGGCAUGUCAUGAAUGUUUUCAGAGAGUUAAUGCGUAUUUUAGAGAAUAGAGAACAGGCACAUAAACCUACUGCAGCUAGAGCAGUACAAAAUGCAUUAAGGAAUAAUCAAUGUUCAAUAAUGUGAUUCUUGUGUUUUUUUUCUUCUCCUUAUCCUUAAAUGUAUAAAUGAUAACAGAAAUAAGGCACAUAAAUAAAAAUAUACUUACUACAACAACGACAAUUAUGCUAAUGAUUUGAUUAUUUUUUGUAACACUGUUGAUGACUGAUGACGAUGAUGAUGAUGAUGAUGAUGUAAUCAAUUAAAAACUCAUGUUCAUGUGAAAAGGCUAGUUCUAGAUAUUUUGAGUUAUUUUUCAGUUUUAUUUCUGCUUCUAUUUCUUUUGUUAAUUUUUUAAAAAAUCUUACUCUUUUUUCCCCUACCUUCAUUCACUUAUGAUUAACUUUAUUGAACUAGACAAGAUAUUCAAUGCAUUAUAAUGGAUGGAUUAUAGCAACUUAUUAUACAUAUAUACAUAAGAUUUAUUCACUAUGAACUUAUCAAUUAAAGAAAAUGAAAUGGAACAAAAUAUUCUGAUAAAUAUUACGCACAUUAAUCCAGA
Messenger RNA from Schistosoma bovis, 2017 nucleotides. NCBI's taxonomy places the organism in Eukaryota, Metazoa, Platyhelminthes, Trematoda, Strigeidida, Schistosomatidae. The record is from the annotation of a GenBank genome assembly.